CUUCAACCGCCAUUUUGGGAGGUUCGCUGAAGUGAAAUUCAAAUACAAUUAGGCUUUUGACAGUACCUGUUCCAAACAAAAGAACUAUUCCCGGCCAAGGGAUAUUAUUUUAGCUGCUAACUCGUCUUUUUCCUGGACGUGUAGUUGAUUCUUUUUAUUUUCUUGCAAAGAAGUCUGAAAAUCUCGCGGUUGACGCUUCCCGGAAGUUGCUGGGCGAGAGGCCCUAAAGGACUAUCACAAUAACGAGGCUGUCAGUGCUUCCCUCAAUCAUUCUCCCGUGCAGUGGGCAGGUAUUGACAACUCAAGACACAUGACAAGAUGGGGAAGUUAAUAUCUAAAAUAUUCGGGAAUAAAGAAAUGAGAAUUCUUAUGUUAGGACUAGAUGCAGCUGGAAAAACAACUAUAUUGUAUAAAUUAAAAUUAGGUCAAUCAGUAACAACAAUUCCAACAGUAGGCUUCAAUGUAGAAACAGUAACGUACAAAAAUGUUAAAUUUAAUGUUUGGGAUGUAGGAGGGCAAGAUAAAAUCAGGCCACUAUGGCGACAUUACUAUACAGGCACACAGGGACUCAUAUUUGUUGUUGAUUGUGCAGACAGAGAUAGGAUUGACGAAGCAAGGCAAGAACUACAUAGGAUUAUCAAUGAUCGAGAAAUGAGAGAUUCUAUAAUAUUGAUAUUUGCCAAUAAGCAGGAUUUGCCUGAUGCAAUGAAACCACAUGAAAUUCAAGAGAAGCUAGGGCUUACGCGGAUCCGAGAUCGAAAUUGGUAUGUGCAGCCAGCGUGUGCGACAACAGGGGAUGGAUUAUACGAAGGACUAACGUGGUUAACGUCUAAUAACAAAUCAUAAUACAUGUGUCAUCAUUCAAGUCAUCAAUAUCUAUUGUCAUAUUAUAUUAACAUUGGAGUUAUUGCCUGGGAACAAAUUAAUUAUUGUUUUCGUAAUAUUUUUUUGUUAUUCAAAAACUGUGUUCAUUUGCACAGCAUGCAUAAUACUCACACACACACAUCAUAGUGUUAUUAUUAAUAAAUUUUAGUCUUCGACAUCAAAUUAAAUACUUAAAGACCCCCUCCCCCAUAGACUCCAACUUGGCAUUCUGUGUAAAUUCUGAUUUAUAUUUUAAAAAGGCUGAAAUCUUCAUUUUCUGAGAGAAUACUUAUUCUAUUAUAUACCUAUCAAUUACUACAAAAUAUUUCAUUUGUGGUUGACUUGAAACAUAGCAACCCUUUGUAUUGUGUAACCACUGGUUAUCCCCAGGCCACCACUUUCUAACAACAAAAAAUGCUGAGAUAUUGUGACGCGUGUCUCAUUUUUCCGCUUUAUGUAAAUAUCCUACAAGUUCGCAAUAAUCCAUGUUCCAUGCAGCAGCAUUGCGUUUUAUUUUUUUUGGCUGUUUGUUGCUGACCACCUAUAUGUAUGAUUCAUAGCUAUAGUACUACUGCUAGUAAUAUCAGAAUUCUUUAAAAUGGUCCCACCAUGGCAUGGCUUUAACAAUUAGUAUAAUUCUAUAGUACCGUGUAAUGGUCUGGAAACUUGUGGGGAUUUUUUUUUUUUUUAAAGAGCUUGAUCAUUGAGGUUAUUUAGUGGUAUGUAUUUUUAUAUUGCAAUUAACUUGGCCAUUUUAAAUGUAUACAAUAUGAAAGAGGUGCUAUAUUCAGAAUGUAUUGCAGUAUUGAAACAUAGCUGUUGAUGUUGUGGUAGUGUAUGAUUACGGUAUCAAGUCAGUUACAUAAGCUACAAACAUGUCUUUCAAGCUGUAGAAAUAAGGAAUUUGUACCAGAAUUGUUUAACUUGUUUCUGUGUUGUAUCCCACCCACUCACUGUUAUUGUACAUUUGUUGAUUUCUUACGUUACAUUUGAUGGUCAACUUAUUUUGCUACACAUGUAUGUGCAUUUGUUCUAGCAGUAGUCAUGGUAUUCAAUUGUAAAAUAGCGAAUGUUGUUUAUGACCAUUGUAUCAGUCUGUCACUUUUGUACAAAAUUUGUUUUCCUUGGCAAAAUACAAUAGUAGUGGAGAGUAGCAUGUUAUUCUGUAUCAGUUACGACUUAUCCUUUCCAAAUAUCACCUGAAAUUUUGAGCAUUAGUUUUAUCAAUUUGGGGACAACUACAAACAGAACUGACUUAUAAUGAACCUUGAAUCCUGUUUCUAUGCACAUAAACCCAUGAAUAUAAUAGUUUCUGUUGCAGAGGGGUGAAAUGAUGCUAAUCAUCUUUAUAAAAGUUCAGCCACAACUUUGUGUUUUUAAGCAAUUUGUAAUUGGCCUUGAUGCUGAUACAGCAGAGUGUACUGGUAUGGUAUUGGUUUCUCACAUGUUCAGUAGCUGAAUAUAGCUAAAAUGCAAAUAGCCACCAAGAUCUUUGAAAGCAAGAAAAGCCCACAAGUCUUGUUUUUUUCACUCCAAUUUUCCAUUCUCAUCUUCCAUCACGUCCACUGUUCUAAUUACCAUGGUUACACCAUUUGAAGGAAAACAAAUUCCUGUGGUUUUCUUGCUCUUAACAAGAUCUUGGUGGCUAUUUUUGUUUAAGUGGAAUAUUGAAUGGUUGUUUGUGGCAAGUCAGUUUACUUUACUUUUAAAUCUCUUUAUUUGCUGUGAUAUUAUUGUAAUCUGGCCAAUCAAAUGAGCUGGCUGCUCAUUGGACAUGCGCACAUACCCACAAGCAACCCUUCCUGGCCCACAAAAGUGGAAUGUCUAAGAAAAGCAACCAUCAUUGCUUUUUUUUUUAAGACAUUUUUUUAAGAGUUUAAAUUUAUUGCAUACUUGAAUAUUGCAUAAAGAGAUGUAAUUUAAACAUAACUAUUGGUCACCAGAUAUUUAAUUCAUUAAGUUUUUGAGACCUGUAUGCUUGAGAUGUGCCCUCUAGAGGGCACCCUAAUUUCUUAUCAAGUCUUCAUACACACAUACACACACUAAGUAGUCAAUCUGUAGUAUAUUCAUAAUAUUUUCCCCAAAAUUUUGAUUUCUAUUGAGUUUUUGUAAAUUCCUUGAAUCUUUGAACACACAAAUUUUACUUUUCCCCGUCUCCAUUCAUUGGCCUGUUAAAGUACUUGUGUAUUUAUAUUUUUAGUGUGGUUGGUACCGUGGUAGACUCCACAGGCCAGUCUGAUGUAUUCAAUAAUGUGUUUACAAACUUGGCCUGUAAUAAAUUUAGUUCACAAAGAGGGAAGUGGUUAGCUAAGAAAUAUAUAGAAAUGUACUUUUUAUUUUAUUUGCUGCGACCAUUUGUUGUCCACAGUAUAUCAACUUUUGUAGAUAUGUCAUUUGCAGCAUAAUUAAAAUCGAUGCAUUUUUCUUUUUUUUUUCAAA
This is a messenger RNA of Saccoglossus kowalevskii, 3303 nucleotides long. RefSeq names its product ADP-ribosylation factor 6. Gene Ontology annotation, molecular function: GTPase activity; GTP binding. The record is from RefSeq and is a predicted model, not a curated record. Lineage: Eukaryota; Metazoa; Hemichordata; Enteropneusta; Harrimaniidae.